UAAAGUUAUUGUUUAUGCUAAUUUUGUGUAUAAUUACUACAGAUAUUUUGUUAAUUUGGAAUUACAUUAUAAUGUUAGAUCUAUAGAGUUCAAUAGCUUCUCUCAUUGUAAUUUGGAAAGUUUAUUUGCUUAUAGAUUUUCCAUUUAAUAUUUUUCCUUUCUCGUGCUUGCUUAAUUUUACGACAACAUUUUUGUGCACGCAGUCCUUUGUAAUGCUUGUGUGUUGCAGAAAGUAGAGUUACUUUUUGCUGAAGAUGGUUCUAAUCUGAUUAUAAUGACUUUAUUUUCGUUUUUGCCAAAUUAUGCGAGACUACUUUUUGCAUGCAUUCCAUCUUUGGUAGUAAUUCUUUAUUGACUUGCAGAAGUAAGGAUUAGUGUCUUUCUGAAGUUAACUUCGUGUGAAAUUGUAAUGCUUAUGGAAUUACUGCCUUUGACUUAGCAUUCGUGAAAAAUCAUUCAUCAGCCUAUUUGUUAGUGAGGAUUAUAAGGAAACCGGAUUCUGAUUUUCUUUCCAUUUAUUUAAGUUUCAUAACUGCUGUACUUUAACCACUUGUAGUUGAUAAUUCACACAUUUGUUCUUUGGGAGGAUGCUAAGAUAUAAAAUUGAUACAUUUUUUCUUUUCUGAAUUAUAAGAGGCAGUAAAGAUGUUGCCGUACAUGUUUUGUGAGUUUGAGUUAUAGGUAUGUGUCGGACAGUUGACUCUUAAAAUGUGUGAACAUUUGGUGUGGUCGUUCUCUUGGUUUAUGAUGAUGUGCUACAAAAUUUCAAAUUUUACUCCCUCUAACCUGACUUACGUGAUGCAUUUCAAUGAGACGAGAAUUAAGAAAGUUGUGUUUAGUGUGUUAAAUGAAGAGAUAAUAAAGUUGGGUAGAGAAAAGUGGUUAAUAUUUACCAAAAAAAAAGGAAAUAUGCCACUUAGCAAGGGACGUCCCAGAAAGGAAUACACAUCACUUACCUUGAGACAGAGGGAGUAUUCUGUGGAAUUUUAGAACCUGAUUAGCCUCCAAAGACACCAUUUUUUGCAUAGGAGAUCGACCCUAUAGACGUUACGAGACUUGUCCAAUUGCGAAUGCAACGUGUGUUAUGUCUAUUAUCUGUAAUAAUGUGUGGCUGCUUUAUGGUUUAUAUGGGUAUAGAACUUUUUGGUGAUCUAUAUUUCCUCUCUCUCAAAAAAUCCAUGGUGUAUUGGGUUGUUAGAUAACUACUUUUGUCUGAAAGAGAAUGAGAUUUAACAUUUUGGGUUGCACAAAGUUUAGAAUUGUUUUUUUAGAAAACCAUGCAUCAUGUCCCACAUGCUGCCUCACUCCAUAAGUUUUGAUUCUUGUUCUUUUGAAAAUUAGGAGACGAUAAUGUCGUGUGAAAGUGAUGAGAGUAAUCCCAGUGGCGUAGAUCCCCCGCCUGUUGAUGAUGGUAUUGAAGGGAAUGUCGGUGGGAAUGGCCCACUUAAAAAAGGUCCGUGGACUACUGCAGAAGAUGCAAUUUUAAUUGAAUAUGUUACAAAACACGGAGAGGGAAACUGGAACGCAGUUCAGAAACACUCAGGUCUUGCCCGCUGUGGAAAAAGUUGUCGUUUGAGGUGGGCGAAUCACCUCAGACCAGAUCUUAAGAAAGGUUCAUUUACAGCCGAGGAGGAGUGUCUCAUAAUUAAACUCCAUGCCAAUAUGGGAAACAAAUGGGCUCGAAUGGCUACUGAGUUGCCUGGCCGCACAGACAAUGAGAUUAAGAAUUACUGGAACACCAGAAUCAAAAGAAGACAACGUGCUGGCCUACCACCUGAUAUCUGUUUGAAGUCAUUGAACGAUGACCUGCAAAGUGAAGACAUGAGUAAUUUACCAUCUGGUAAUCUGCACCAUCCAGAACUCAAGCCAAUUCACAUUCCACGAGUGGAAUUUAAGAAUUUUGACGCACAGGGCCUUCUUGAUUUUCCUGCCAAUAACUGGCUUGAUAUUUCCGCAAGUGGCCUGCUUACUCAGCGUCCAAACUCUCCAUACGACAACAAGUCCUUGUUCCCAGCAGUUCAUCCAUCCAAGCGUUUUCGAUGGUCCGAACCAGUGUUCAGUGGCUUAAAUGCUCCUACCUGUAAUGUUUUCCCUGGUGGGAAUCAGUACCAUAUUGAUAAUUCUACACAAAUUGGUAAAUCUUCGGUGUUCUCUGCAUAUGAUCAUAAUCCUGUAACUUACCAUGCAAGAGCUUCGAGUUUACCUAAUGGCAGCCAUGCCGUCUCAAAUGGCCACUCUUCUUCAGAGCCUUCUUGGGCAAUGAAGCUGGAGCUCCCUUCACUCCAAACUCAGAUGGGUAUUUGGGGCUCACCCUCGCCCUCUUCUCCUUUACCUUCCGUUGAUACCUUUAACCAAACGCCCCCAAAUGAGCAGAAUAGCGGUCUAUUAGAAGCAGUAAUCUAUGACUCAGACGCUAUGAGAAACUCCAAGAGCAACAGUGCUCAGCACACUCCACAUGAUUCCACUAUGAUGGAUGACUCAGAAUUUGCUCUCCACGAGUUGGAAUGGGAAGCAUAUGAAGAACAAAACUCUUCUUUAGGUCAUUCUUCCUCAUCGGUGUUCAGUGAGAGCACCCCCAUCAGUGGGAACUCGUUUGAUGAGCCCUUCUCCAUGGGUUUUCCAGUUAACGAAGAAGCAAUAAACGGGGCUCUAAUGCCAUAUGCUAAUAAUGUUGAGACAAGAAACCAGUUGAUUUUUUCCAGAACGGAUUUCUCAGUUGCCUCAAACUGCUUGGGCACAGUGGAACACCCUACUAAGGAACACGAGCUAAAAGAUGCAGCAACAUUUCUUGGUGGCGAUUUGAGCAGAGAAAGCAAAACAGUUGAUGCAAUGGGAACUCCAUCAACUCCAGGCUACCUUGAUCAUGAUUUCGGUACUUGGAACAUCGUGCCUUACAUCUAGUGCACUGGUCUGCAUUCGAGAAAACUCAAAUUUUCAAUAGCCUCUGGAUAUGUUUUCUAUUUUCAAUUUCUGUGGAACAAGUUUCUGGCCUCAAUAUUGGGGGCAGAAAUGGCUUAAUUUUCAAGAACAAUUCUAUGAUGCUUGGCCAUUGAUGUCUAGCAGGCAAACAGUGUAACUUUGCACAUUUGUAUGUGUUUCAUUACUCUGUACGACAAUAUUUUGACAAAUAUCUCUACCUUCUCGUCAUUUGAUUAAA
Molecule: messenger RNA, 3157 nt
Organism: Salvia splendens (bonfire salvia)
Lineage: Eukaryota; Viridiplantae; Streptophyta; Magnoliopsida; Lamiales; Lamiaceae
Product: transcription factor GAMYB
Exons: 3
Coding region: 1351-2901 (516 amino acids)
Source: RefSeq, a predicted model, not a curated record